UCCCUCCCCGGCGGCGGGCGGGGCGGGGCGGGGCGGAGGCAGAGCCCAGAGCCCAGCCCGGCCGCGCGGGCGCCGCCACUUGCGACGCCAGGAGGCCGGGAACCGCCGCCGGAUCGGAUCCGCCAGGUCCAGCCACUGGGGUCUCCCCACCGCCCUUGAGUGGCCAUGUCCAACCCCAGCGCACCCCCUCCGUAUGAGGACCGCAACCCCCUGUACCCUCCACCCCAUGGGGGCUAUGGGCAGCCUUCUGUCCUGCCGGGCGGGUACCCUGCCUACCCUGCCUACCCACAGCCCGGCUAUGGCCACCCUUCUGGCUACCCACAGCCCAUGCCCCCCGUGCACCCGAUGCCCAUGCACUACGGCCCAGGCUAUGACGCCGAGGAGAGAGCGGUGAGUGACAGCUUCGGGGCUGGAGAGUGGGAUGACUUGAAAGUCCGACACACCUUCAUCCGAAAGGUUUACAGCAUCAUCUCCGUCCAGCUGCUCAUCACAGUGGCCAUCAUCGCCAUCUUCACCUUCGUGAAGCCGGUUGGCGAGUUUGUGAGGAGAAACGUGGCUGUCUACUACGUGUCCUAUGCUGUCUUCCUGGCCACCUACCUGACCCUUGCCUGCUGCCAGGGACCCAGACGCCGGUUUCCAUGGAACAUCAUCCUGCUGACCCUCUUUACUCUGGCCCUGGGCUUCAUGACAGGCACCAUUUCCAGUAUGUAUCAGACCAAAGCCGUCAUCAUCGCAAUGAUCAUCACUGCUGUGGUGUCCAUCUCAGUCACCAUCUUCUGCUUCCAGACCAAGGUGGACUUCACCUCGUGCACGGGCCUCUUCUGUGUCCUGGGGAUCGUGAUGAUGGUGACAGGGAUUGUCACUGCCAUCGUGCUGGCCUUCAAAUACAUUUACUGGCUCCAUAUGGUCUAUGCUGGUCUGGGCGCCAUUUGCUUUACCUUGUUCCUGGCUUAUGACACCCAGUUGGUCCUGGGGAACCGGAAGCACACCAUCAGCCCAGAGGACUACAUCACUGGCGCCCUGCAGAUCUACACCGACAUCAUCUACAUCUUCACCUUUGUGCUGCAGCUGGUGGGGAGUCGCGACUAAAGAGCGCCCCCAGUUCGGCUCCACUGUGGGCUCUCCCCCUCAGAGGGCGGGGCCCCGUGACCAGGGCCCUGUGACAGGGUCUGGGCCACAGAAGCCUUUCCUUCCCCUGAAGUAAUUUGCCCAGCUUCCUUUCUGUGCUGGGUGAUGGCCUCGGUGGCUGUGGAUGUGUGGGUGCCACCUGGGGGGGCCGGAGGAACUGGGCACUAACUCUUGCCCUUGAUGGACUUGGCAGGGACCAGGCUGAAGAUGUGCCUUCUCCCUCCACCCACUGUGUGGCACCAAAUUCUUCCUAACUGCUGGGGUGGGAGCAGGGGGAUGAAAGAGCCUCUUCUAAAACUAAAAGGGAACGUGGAUGUAGACGUGACUCUUCAAGGUGAUGAGGUUCCCCACCGCCUCUGCCACAGGCCGCUGGGCUAGGCACUUCCUCCCUCAACCCUAACAGCCAAAGAGGCUGUCCCCGCCUGCCGGACUCAGGCCGUCCUCCUGUGCUCCUGCGGCACACACGUGGCUCCCUGGCUCAGGGAGGUGUGAGCCAUGUGCUGUGGUCCCCCUGCUUCGGCUCCUCUCUUGAUGCAUGUACAUAUUGUUUAUCUGGGGUGGGAUGGGGCGGGGGGGAGAGGACAGGGAGCACACUCAAGCACAGGGGCCAGUACAGAGCAGCGCCUCCCCUGGCUUCUUCAUGGCUGUGGUGUGGCAGAGAGCAGGCCCAUUGGCAGCCCUCCGGUCCCCAUUCUCCGAAGCUGCCUGGGAGGCCUCCCUGUGCUUCUGAGCUGUCAGAGGGACCUCUGGCUUUCCACACUCGGGCUGCUCCAGGCAGAAAGUGAGGGGCAAAGGUCGGGGUGGCGUGGUCUGCAAGCUCAUGUGUGGCCAGGAAGCAACCAGGAGGAUGAGGAGUCUGGGUUGGGAUGCCCCAGUCUGAUAUUGUCCUUUCCUUCUGCUAACCUAGGGAGGGCCCGAGAGCAGGGAGACUUCCCCUCUGUUCUUAACUCCUACUGAGGGACUUUAGACUCAGACCAAUCUCUAGCCAGCUCCUGCUUUCUUCCUGACACCAAGUGCCUCAAGCUGGAAUGGGGGAGGGAACAAGGGUCACUCUAAGGUCACUCUUAUCAGGUGGGGUGGGAACCAAAUCAGCUCAAGGGUAUAAGUAGGACUUCUCCAAGUCCUUGGUCCUAAAUAUAUCACAUAAAAAGACAUAACUAGAAAUAUAAUAAAGUUUUACACUUAGCAGUUAAAA
Messenger RNA from Pipistrellus kuhlii (Kuhl's pipistrelle), 2323 nucleotides. RefSeq names its product transmembrane BAX inhibitor motif containing 1 (gene TMBIM1). Gene Ontology annotation, biological process: negative regulation of apoptotic signaling pathway. The record is from RefSeq and is a predicted model, not a curated record. Lineage: Eukaryota; Metazoa; Chordata; Mammalia; Chiroptera; Vespertilionidae. The transcript is spliced from 12 exons. Gene Ontology annotation, cellular component: membrane; endoplasmic reticulum; Golgi apparatus. Bases 166 to 1089 code for a protein of 307 amino acids.